Molecule: messenger RNA, 1629 nt
Organism: Arabidopsis thaliana (thale cress)
Lineage: Eukaryota; Viridiplantae; Streptophyta; Magnoliopsida; Brassicales; Brassicaceae
Gene: RGLG3
Product: Copine (Calcium-dependent phospholipid-binding protein) family
Exons: 11
Coding region: 291-1394 (367 amino acids)
Cellular component (GO): cytoplasm; nucleus
Molecular function (GO): ubiquitin protein ligase activity
Source: RefSeq, marked reviewed
UCUAGAUUGAUGAUGGCGUGUGAGAGAGCAAAAUACGUUUUGAUUAUUUGCCGGCGCAAGCAAAGGGUCACGUUCCACUAACUUUCAAGAUUCAACAAAACCCACUUUCUAUAGUUUUAUAUGUUCAUUUUUUUCUGCUAAAGUAUUUUUAUAUGUUCAUAUUUCUCUUUUGUGCCAUCUUUUUAAUAAUUUAAUCUUCCUACAGAAGAUAAUCUCCAACAAAAGUUUUUUCUUACAAGAAAGAUUCCGAGAAGUCUUUUGUGUUUUCAACAAACUCCAGGGUUUUUUCAAUGAACAUGAGCAAUAAACGUAAUCAGCAACCUUCGUAUAUUGCUGAUCAUUUCAGCAGUUUGGAUCAGGUGAUAACUUCUCUGAGAGAAGCUGGACUUGAAUCUUCAAAUCUGAUUCUAGGAAUUGACUUUACCAAGAGCAAUGAGUGGACAGGGAGAUAUUCAUUCAAUAGAAAAAGCCUUCAUGCCAUUGGUAAAAGACAGAAUCCAUAUGAGAAAGCAAUAUCGAUUAUUGGUCGUACUUUGUCUCCCUUUGAUGAAGAUGAUCUUAUACCUUGUUUCGGUUUUGGCGAUGUAACAACGCGAGAUCAAUAUGUAUUCAGCUUUUAUCCCGAGAACAAAAGCUGCGACGGAUUGGAAAACGCAGUUAAAAGAUAUAGAGAGAUUGUCCCACAUUUGAAGUUGUCCGGUCCUACCUCGUUUGCACCGGUUAUUGAUGCUGCCAUCAACAUAGUUGAGCAGAACAAUAUGCAAUACCAUGUUCUCGUCAUUAUCGCAGAUGGUCAGGUCACAAGAAAUCCAGAUGUGCCGCUUGGUCGACUUAGUCCACAGGAAGAAGCUACUAUGAACUCGAUAAUGGCAGCGAGCCAUUACCCAUUGUCGAUAGUCUUGGUUGGAGUAGGAGAUGGACCAUGGGACACAAUGAAACAAUUCGAUGACAAUAUUCCUCACCGUGAAUUCGAUAACUUCCAGUUUGUAAACUUCACGAAGAUAAUGUCAGAGCACAAAGAUGCGGCUAAGAAGGAGGCUGCUUUCGCACUCGCAGCUCUCAUGGAGAUCCCUUUUCAAUACAAGGCUACAUUAAGUCUCAAUAGAAAACCAGUGCGCAGUUCCCAUCAGCACCACAAGCCACUCCCGCCACCACCAGAGGUUAUAGAGCGUGACAAUGCUGUUAGAUCGGUGCCAAAUCAGAUGACAGAAACUGCAGAGAAAAGUGACAGACUCGCUCCUUCCACAGUGCCGGUAUGCCCGAUUUGCUUGACGAAUCCAAAGGACAUGGCUUUUAGCUGCGGUCACACGACAUGCAAGGAAUGCGGAGUUGUUAUCACAACAUGCCCACUAUGCAGACAACCAAUAACAACAAGGAUAAGGCUGUACACUUGACUCGGAAAAAUUCUUAGAGAUGAGACAAAUUAUAUGGUUAAGCACUUGAGCUUCAUGUUUAUACUUCUGUAGAACAUUGUACAGUCCAAGCAGAAGAAUUGUAAAGCAUAAAUCUCGAGUUGUAGUUCAUAUGUAAUUCUUAGCCUGCCGAAACAAGGAGAUAUGCGAGAAGAGUUCUCUUUUUGUAUUAAUCAACAGCUACGUACAAAUAAGCCGAAGAGGUCCUUUUUAUAAC